Vollenhovia emeryi is the source of this 1088-nucleotide messenger RNA. RefSeq lists its product as uncharacterized. The transcript has 4 exons. The coding region runs from base 372 to 881 and encodes 169 amino acids. The record is from RefSeq and is a predicted model, not a curated record. NCBI's taxonomy places the organism in Eukaryota, Metazoa, Arthropoda, Insecta, Hymenoptera, Formicidae.
UUGCUAAAAUUAAUAUAUUCAUCGAGUGUGACCAGUGUAGCGAAUCAUUGAAAGAGCACAUUCAUAUGUUACGUCUGUUCCGGUGUAAAUAGCAUUCUCCGGUAAACGAGACCCAGUUUUCCCGGCCUAAGGUAACUCGGCGUGGGGUAUCUGAACGAACAAAAAAGUAAAAUAUCUCUACUGCGCUUCGCGUAACACGGUGCAGUCUACAUGGCAAGCGAAUAGGAGAAAGACGCGUUGUAGUGCAUAUCGGAGAGAAGAUCGAACGAAUUAAAGUCUCUAAGAUAAUUUCGUAUUGGUAUCGUCUACCCAUCAGUGAAAUGUUCGUUUAAUUAACUUCAAUAAUAGAAAUUUACUUUUAAUUUGAGGACAUGAAUGGGACAAAAGUGUUGGUUUGCAACAUUAUUAUCUGGCUAGUAACAUCGUCAAAAUUGUUAACUCGAGCCGAGGAGAGACUGAACAAUUCCCAAAUCAGCCUGAAUAAAACCCAAAGUUUGAAAAUCCUCCCGGGAAUCAAGUUUUUCGUGGCGGACAACGAAAUCAAUAUUCACGUGAGAGUCCACGACUUACUGCAAGAAACGGAAGUGCAAUCGCGGAAAAAAAAGGAUAAGAAGAACCCUUUACAAAAACUCGGAUUCAUGCUGAUGAUGACACCACUUAUCAUGCAGAUACUCUCUCUACCUGGAGCCAUAGCGGCCGUUAAAAUGUCACUUUUAAGGAGUAUCAUGGUGGCGCAAUUAGCAAUCGCAAUAAUGAUCUACAACCUAAUCAGAAGCUCACAAAAUUCGGAUGUAGUGGUAAUCCGUCAGCCGUAUCAUCCUGCACAUUAUCGUCACAGUCAUUCAAAUAACGACGAGGAGGACGAAUGGUUCGGUAGAUAAAGUACGUGUACGAGUGUGACAAUAAGAACAGUAUAUCCUCGUGAUACGGGACCGACAAUUGUGACUUCGGUUUUCCAAAGCGAUACAUUUGAAAGUACAGGGGACAUCUGUGAUAUAGAGUUCGUAACGCUCAAUGCAAAAUCAGUUUAUUAAAUUUUAAAAUUAUUUAUAUGCCUUACGUAUAAAUUAUUAAAUUACUUUUUACAC